Camelina sativa (false flax) is the source of this 558-nucleotide messenger RNA. RefSeq lists its product as uncharacterized. Gene Ontology annotation, biological process: mitochondrial respiratory chain complex IV assembly. NCBI's taxonomy places the organism in Eukaryota, Viridiplantae, Streptophyta, Magnoliopsida, Brassicales, Brassicaceae. Gene Ontology annotation, cellular component: mitochondrion. The record is from RefSeq and is a predicted model, not a curated record.
GAUCGAUAGAUAAACCCUAAAAGCAUCGAUCUUGAUCUCUGGGAAUUGUUGUUCCAAAUUGAUCUCUCUCUCUCUCUCUCUCACACUAUCGGGAAAGAAAAUGUCAUCUGUAGGAACAUCGAAAGGGGUUCUGGAGAUUGUAAAGUUCGGUGUCUACGUCGCAGUUCCGAUCGUCCUUAUGUAUACAUUCGCCAACAACAGCACCAAUAUCAAGAAAUUCAUGGGCAAUCGUUCAUAUGUUGUCUAUCCUGAAGAGGCACCUCGACCUCCUCCACCCGAGGAGCUAAGAGAGAUGGCACGAGAGCUCGCCCGUAAGAAGAAUAUCUCUUGAGAGUUGUGAUGAGACGGGAAGGACUAAACAGAAGAGUACGAUGUUAUCUGUUAUAGUAAAAUUGCUCAGCGUAGCAAACUGAUAUAUAAUAAGGUAAUCUUUGGUUGUUGAUUCCUCCUGUAUAAGAAAAGCAAUAAUGAAGAAGAGGUGGCAUUUGUUUUGUUCAAGAACCUUGGUUAUAUAUAUUGUGCAUUCUACACAUCAAAGGAGAAAUAUUUUCUAAUAAA